This is a messenger RNA of Brassica napus (rape), 729 nucleotides long. Its product is annotated as multifunctional methyltransferase subunit TRM112 homolog A. NCBI's taxonomy places the organism in Eukaryota, Viridiplantae, Streptophyta, Magnoliopsida, Brassicales, Brassicaceae. The transcript is spliced from 2 exons. Gene Ontology annotation, molecular function: protein heterodimerization activity. The record is from RefSeq and is a predicted model, not a curated record. Bases 76 to 468 code for a protein of 130 amino acids. Gene Ontology annotation, biological process: tRNA methylation; rRNA (guanine-N7)-methylation; peptidyl-glutamine methylation.
GCAUAAGAUUCUUCUUCUUCCUCCUCUUCGAUUUUCUAGGUUAACCAGAGACGACAGCGAGGGAUCUAGAGAGAGAUGAGGUUGAUAACGCACAACAUGCUCUCCUGCAACAUCAAAGGAGUCAAGAACGGCUUUCCUCUAAAGAUCGAAGCGGAGAAAGUGAUCGAGAAGGAAGUCGAUUUCAACCCUGAUUUUCUGAGGCACAUGUUCGCCAAGAUCGAGUGGAAGGCUCUCGUGGAAGCUGCCCGUUCCAUGGGAUACGCCGAGCUACCGGAGGAUUCUCCAGACGCGACGGUGAUCGAAUCCGCCGACGAGACGUUCCUGAGGAAACUCCACCACGCGUUGCUCGAGCUUCACCUAGAGGAAGGCGCGCUUGUCUGCCCCGAGACUGGAAGGAAGUUUCCAGUCAACAAGGGUAUCCCCAACAUGCUUCUCCACGAAGACGAGUUUGAAACGAAUGGUGGUUAGGUUAAACAAACGGUCUGCAUUGAUCUUCGCAAAGGAAACGAACCAACCAGAAUCCGGAGUCCAAAAGACAGAGUGUUGAUGCAAGAUGUCUGCAUUGAUCUUUCAUUACAAGUCCCCUGAAGUAGCCAAAUGUUGCUGUCAUGCUGGGUUUCUACAAUUUGACAACUAUAUAUUUCACCUGUUCAUGUGUUCUGAGGUUGACUUCAUAUUUCUAGUUUUCAGAAGGCUCCCCCUCAAAUUCCUAUGCAUUUGAUUGAGGUC